Molecule: messenger RNA, 549 nt
Organism: Haliotis rubra (blacklip abalone)
Lineage: Eukaryota; Metazoa; Mollusca; Gastropoda; Lepetellida; Haliotidae
Product: cathepsin Z-like
Exons: 3
Cellular component (GO): lysosome
Molecular function (GO): cysteine-type endopeptidase activity
Source: RefSeq, a predicted model, not a curated record
CCCAUCACAUGAACAAUAUCAUGUGACAGUCAAGGCAUAUCAUACAGUAAAGAGACACCAAGGCAGUCAUGUUUGUCAAAGUCGUGUUGGUUUUAGCAUUAGUUUCUGUUACCUACGGAAGAGACAAUAAGUAUAAUGGGAAGCCAUAUUGCUUCCAGCCUGAGAAAGAAGGGAGGCCAGAGGUCAAGACCCACCCUAGAGCCUUUGAGCAGCCGUUGAAAGCAUUGCCCAAAUCCUGGGAUUGGCGUAAUGUGAACGGAACUAACUACUGUGGUACAACUCGCAACCAACACAUUCCGCAGUACUGUGGCUCCUGCUGGGCCAUGGGAGCCACCAGCUCCAUAGCAGACCGGAUCAACAUCAAGAGGGGAAGGGUGUGGCCCUCUGCAUACCUGUCUGUCCAGCACGUCAUCGACUGCGGCAACGCCGGCAGCUGUCAAGGAGGCAGCGACUACAAGGUAUACGAGUACGCCCAUAGCCACGGCAUCCCUGACGAGACCUGCAACAACUACCAAGCAAAGAACCAAGGUGCUGGGGGAGGGGGGAAGA